AUGAUAGAGCCCGAGGCCGAGAUGCAGGCUAGUGCCAGUCUGUCUCCCGUCUCGCCGUCGCCCGUGCACACGGCUGAUGCGCUCAUCGUCCCUGCGCUCCAAGAUACCGUCGACACCAUCAACGCCUUGGUCGCUGACGCUGCAGGUGCCCCCGAAGGCUCUCCCGACAACAUGGCCCUCGACCCAGUCCUCGCCAAUCCCACUGGCAACCACGACGGUGGCGUAGAUGAUGACAGCCUCAACGACCCUUACUCCGACGACGCGGACCACGUCGCGGACCACGUCGCGUCCCGACAAAUCCACGCUCAGCCCGAAGCCUCAGAUAGCCCCGAUGACUACGCCAAAACAUUUGACUCGCCCAUGGAGCCAGAGGAGGAAGAUGCGCUGGACAAUGAACCGCAUGUAUCUUCAUCAGACCCCCCUCAAGAAUCCUACCAAGUUGCCAAUGCAUCCCAGCCGUUGAUGGUCAAUCACGCGCCAGAAACCCCUCCAGCCGUCGCCCAUGAUCCAAUUGCGACGUCGUCGUCCACGCUUGCUGCGCUCAUGAACCAGCAAUCUACUCCUCCUACCGCCGCCGCCGCCGCCGCCGCUGCUGCUGCUGCUCCUCCUACCGCUGCUUCUGCUGCCGCUGCUGCUGCUGCUGCUGCUGCUGCUGCUGCUGCCCAAGCUGAAUCUGUUGUCAACCCGCCUGCCCCAGCCUCUGCACAGCCUAUAGAGGAUCAAGGACAGAAGCAGGACCACCAAGCAGCAACCCAUAGCAAACCCAUAGGCGGUCCAGAGUCCAGCGUCUCGGAGUCGCGCCCGCAAGUCGCAUCAUCAUCAUCGUCGCCAUCAUCCUCAUCGUCGUCGUCCUCGUCGUCCUCGUCGCCUCUUGAUAUUCAGAAGCUCGUGGCUGACCUCACUGCCCAAACCACCGAGCCCAUGCUCGACCUUGACCCAUCCGUCAUCACGGUACAGGCUGAACCGCCCACGGGUUCUGCAUCUCUGCCGUCAUCGACUGCAUUGCCAUCUCCUUCGUCCUUGCCUCCAAGACCCCCCCAGCCUCACUCCGCCUCCCCGUCGUAUGCAUCGCAGCAUCCUCUUGUCGGAGCAGGUUCCAGCACGUCAGCGAACCCUGCGGCGGCGCAUCCUGCGCAUCCUAAUGCUGGUCAAGCAGCCUCAUACCUUGUCGGCAGUGCUCCUGGAACGUCCACAACAGAUCCGGUUGCCAGUCUUCCGCCUCCCCCUGCCGGCCUGACCGCCCCACCGUAUUCGACCCAGACGGCCGCGGCACCUGGGUACUCCAACGACCAAGGCCAUGACGGCGACUACCAACGCCAAUGGGACCAGUUCAUGGCUGACGAGAGGCAAUACAUGUCUGAAGCCAAAUGGGAUCGAUUCCCGGAGGGAUCCCGUAUCUUCAUCGGCAACCUGUCAAGUGACAAAGUGUCUAAGCGCGAUGUAUUUGACCUGUUUCAUAAAUAUGGUAGGUUGGCGCAAAUAUCCCUCAAAUCCGCGUACGGCUUUGUGCAGUACCACACAGUGGAGGAGGGUCAAAGGGCCAUGGAAAACUUGCAAGGCAUUGAAAUCAGAGGCCGCCGCAUUCACCUCGAAAUAUCUCGCGCACAAGACAAGUCCAAGAAGGACCGUAACCGCAGUCCCGACAGAGGCCGUGGCCGGGACGGCGGCCGACGAAGCGACAAACACGGCCACACUGGCCGCGAUGACUACCGCCCAGGGCGAAAUCACUCGCCUCGCCGCAACGACUAUCACCAUUCUAGUAGGGACGAUGGUUUUUCGGGUCGAGAUCGAGGCUACGGCGAGUCUGGCCGAGGCAACCGGGGAAGAUCCCGAUCUCCCGGGUACGGGCGUCACGAUCGUGACAGCUAUCGGAGAAGAAGUCCCAGCCCCCAUGGACGAUCUCGUCCGGAAGCCGAGCUAGAUCUCCCCCGGCGAUACGGCUCCGACGUCCCCGACGUGCAGAUCAUCCUGCAACCUGACGUGAACCGGGACUUUGUGAACUGGGUCGACGGCGCUUUCAAAGCCAAAGGCUUGAAGACGGAGGUCAUGUUUCUGCAUCCACGCUUCCCCAAGGAUCAAGUCAUACAAAGGCAGGCGGCAGAAGGCGUGCAUGCCGUCGUAGAUUUGGACAUUCGCGCUCAGAGCUUGGGCAGGAUUCCCGCGCAGGUGUUUGAUCGGUCAAACGGCAACAGCAACGUCCGUUUCGACCAGUACGUUGACCUGGACCCGGGCACCGCUGCCGAGGUGAUACUACGAGCCAAGGCUUCCGCAGCGGCGGCAGCAGCAGCUACUGCGGUCAACUACAACCAAGGAUACGGCACCGGCGCCGCUUAUCCAAACCCGUACGGUGCGCAGCAUCAGCCUGCCGGAUACAACGGAGCCCAACGCCCCGGGGCCUAUCCUCCAGCCCAGCAGACGGCUCCGGCAUCUGCGGUUGAAAUAGCCAGUCUCAUGGGACAGGUCGACAAUGCAACGCUCCAGCGACUGCUCUCGACCAUGCAAGGCCAGGGAUCCGCUGCGUCUGGAGUGGGAGGCUUCCCCCACGGCGCGACCGGCGCCGUCCCUCCGCCCUCAAAUUCGCAGCUGGACAUACAGGCUCUCAUAGGUAGCUUGGGAGGAACGAACGCCCAGCAUCCCGCGCCGCAAGUACCCUACGGCGCUGCUUCGUACGGCGCCCAGCCGGCGCAACACGCGGGUGGUCAUUCAAGAGCACCUGCGAGCAACGGAGACGCUGCAGCCCAGGUGCAGAACAUCAUGGCCCAGCUAGCGCGCUACAGGCAAUAA
Messenger RNA from Ustilaginoidea virens, 2784 nucleotides. RefSeq lists its product as uncharacterized. Gene Ontology annotation, molecular function: RNA binding. The record is from RefSeq and is a predicted model, not a curated record. The transcript has 3 exons. NCBI's taxonomy places the organism in Eukaryota, Fungi, Ascomycota, Sordariomycetes, Hypocreales, Clavicipitaceae. Bases 1 to 2784 code for a protein of 927 amino acids.